This is a messenger RNA of Betta splendens (Siamese fighting fish), 11631 nucleotides long. Its product is annotated as sodium channel protein type 4 subunit alpha-like. Gene Ontology annotation, biological process: sodium ion transmembrane transport; neuronal action potential; membrane depolarization during action potential. The coding region runs from base 605 to 6601 and encodes 1998 amino acids. Lineage: Eukaryota; Metazoa; Chordata; Actinopteri; Anabantiformes; Osphronemidae. The record is from RefSeq and is a predicted model, not a curated record. The transcript has 32 exons. Gene Ontology annotation, cellular component: voltage-gated sodium channel complex; plasma membrane; axon. Gene Ontology annotation, molecular function: voltage-gated sodium channel activity; protein binding.
GCCGCGCUCCAGUCUGACGCCAAACUUCGCACUUUCCUUCAAAUGUUUCCUCCUGAAAGUAAAACAGGUAAAAAACAGAAGCUGGAGCCGCGAGGGAGACUUUCUGUAUUUGGAGGUGUUAGUUCAUCUUGUUAAUUAUCACACCUGGAGAAGAAUGAAACCUUACGUCUCCUAAGGUAGACGGGCGUGUUUUCGGGAUUAAAGGGGGAAUUAAAGAAAAGCUGGAGCCGCAUCUGGAGGAUUAAAGCGGCUGAGAUGCGGGAGGAAGCGCGGCAGACGCGGUGAAGCCGCCCGGUGCGCACUUUCCCCUCCCGGCUGGACUCAAGAACCCUUCCCUUAUUUACCGACGCCCCUCUGCUUGGAUUAAACACCCACGAGCGUCAAAGCCGUCUUGAAUUUCAUCGAAAAUUUCACUCAACACUUUUCAAUUUGUUUGCGCCGCGGAGUUUGCCGCUCAUGGAUCCGCCACUUUGCGCCUGGAGUCCGGAUGGGACCUGGCAGCGCUGAGCGGUGACGGUGUGAAGGAGAGACCGACCCGCAGCUUAACGCAGGAGUUUCACAUCUGGUGCACUGGGCCAGUCAGCAGCAGGAUCAGGAUGAGAAGAUGGCUGGCUGUGUGUUUCCAAUGGGACCAGAGAGCUUUCAGCGCUUCACGCCGGACUCCCUGGCGGCCAUCGAGCAGCGCAUCGCCCAGGAGGAGGCCCGACGCCACAAACACUACCAGGAGGACCUGGGUGACGUGGAGGUUCUCCGGCCUCGGGCCGACCUGGAGGCAGGAAAACAGCUGCCGCGCAUUUUUGCCGACAUCCCAUCGCACCUGGUGGGCGUUCCCCUGGAAGACAUCGACCCGUACUACUUCAAAGACCACAGGACCUUCAUAGUCCUGAACAAGGGGAAGGCCAUCUUCCGCUUCAGUGCCACAUCGGCUCUCUACAUCUUCAGCCCCUUCCACCCCAUCCGCAGGAUCGCCAUCAAGAUCCUGGUCCACUCGUUGUUCAGCCUGUUCAUCAUGUGCACCAUCCUGACCAACUGUUGCUUCAUGGCCAUGUCGGAGCCGGCGUACUGGGCCAAAUACCUGGAGUACACCUUCACAGGUAUCUACACGUUCGAGUCCCUCAUUAAGAUCCUGGCCAGGGGGUUCUGUUUGGGCCCCUUCACCUUCCUGAGGGACCCCUGGAACUGGCUGGACUUCAGCGUCAUCGUCAUGGCAUAUGUGACUGAGUUUGUGGACCUGGGUAAUGUCUCAGCCUUAAGGACGUUCAGGGUGCUACGAGCCCUCAAAACCAUCUCUGUCAUCCCAGGCCUGAAGACCAUCGUCGGAGCUCUGAUCCAGUCUGUGAAGAAGCUGGCCGACGUGAUGAUCCUCACCGUCUUCUGCCUGAGCGUCUUCGCCCUCAUCGGCCUGCAGCUCUUCAUGGGAAACCUGCGGCAGAAAUGCGUCCGCAGCACGGCGCACUGCAUCAACAGCACGAUGUCGGACAACUCCUCCUUCUACUGCUACAACAAGCUCUGGCCCUCCCUCAAGGACUUCAGGAAUGACGAGGACAACUUCUACAAGUUGGAGGGAGCCAAGGACGCCCUGAUCUGUGGGAACAGCAGCGACGCAGGAAAGUGCCCAGACGGGUUCGACUGUCUGAAGGCGGGCAGGAACCCGAACUACGGCUACACCAGCUUCGACACCUUCGGCUGGGCCUUUCUGUCCCUGUUCCGCCUGAUGACGCAGGACUUCUGGGAAAACCUCUACCACCAGACGCUGCGCUCGGCCGGUAAGACCUACAUGGUGUUUUUCGUGGUGGUGAUCUUCCUGGGCUCCUUCUACCUGGUCAACCUCAUCCUGGCUGUGGUGGCGAUGGCGUACGAGGAGCAGAACCAGGCCACCAUCGCUGAAGCCUGCCAGAAGGAGCGAGAGUUUCAACAGGCCAUGGAGAUCCUGAAGAAGGAGCAGCAGGUCGCCUCCCAAAAAGCCCCCGACUCCGACUCGCUGAUGUCACCGGACCUCUCGCCCUUUGGGCCGCCUUUGGACACGCUGGAGGAGCGGCGGCGGAGCCAGGCCCUGAUGGGGGUUUCUGAUGUGGAGGCCAACCUGUCUGAGGAAAAGCUGCUGCAGGUGGAGAUGAUGGACGGGGGGAAGCCGCUCCACCCGCUCCUCGCGCGCUCCUUCUCCACGAGGACUCGGCGAAGCAGUCAGGUCUCCUCCAUCUUCAACUUCCGCCUGCGGAGCCGAGGGUCCGAGGGGGAGAUGGCCGACGACGAGUACAGCGUCCCAGGAGACGUGGUGGAGGGCGUCGGCGGCCGCACCUACAGCGGCGGGACCUUCAGCAGCAUCCUGCCCCACCCGUGGCCCAAACGCCGGCCCAGCACCUACAGCACCGCCAGCAGGAGCUCCCAGGUGUUUUAUCCGACUCUAAACAUCAAUGGGAAGGUGUUUGUUACCAUGGACCAGAAUGGGGUUUCCCCACCGCCGAUGCAGGGGCAGCUGCCUGCCUGCACCAUGGAGAAGGUCAAGGAGGAGAGUGUGCCCACGUCCACCACGGAGCUCAGCACCAUGCUGCUACCCCGGCCUUCGUCCACGCAGGGCUCGGAGCGCCGGGGCCGGGCUCUGAGCGCGGCCAGCUACCUCACAGACGCCAUGGAAGAACUGGAGGAGUCCCAUAAGAAGUGCCACCCCUGCUGGUAUGUGUUUGCCCAUCGCUACCUGGUGUGGGAGUGCUGCCCCUGCUGGUUGAGGGUCAAGCAGCUGGUGAAGGUCAUGGUGAUGGAUCCCUUCCUGGACCUGGCGAUCACCGUGUGCAUCGUCCUCAACACGCUCUUCAUGGCGAUGGAGCACUACCCCAUGACCAAGGAGUUUGACGGCAUGCUCAGCAUCGGAAACCUGGUGUUUUCGGGGAUCUUCACAGCAGAGAUGGUUCUGAAGAUCAUCGCUCUGGACCCAUACUACUACUUCCAGACGGGGUGGAACAUCUUCGACAGCAUCAUUGUGUGCCUCAGCCUCAUGGAGCUGGGCCUGUCCGACGUGGAGGGACUGAGCGUGCUGCGCUCCUUCAGACUGCUGCGCGUGUUCAAGCUCGCUCGCUCGUGGCCGACCCUCAACACCCUGAUCAAGAUCAUCGGGAACUCCAUGGGCGCCCUGGGGAACCUGACCCUGGUGCUCGCCAUCAUCGUCUUCAUCUUCGCUGUGGUCGGCAUGCAGCUGUUUGGAAAGAACUACCAGGACUGCGUGUGUAAGAUCUCCAAGGACUGCACGCUUCCUCGCUGGCACAUGAAGGACUUCUUCCACUCGUUCCUCAUCGUCUUUAGGGUUCUGUGUGGCGAGUGGAUCGAGACCAUGUGGGACUGUAUGGAGGUGGCGGGUCAGCCGCUCUGCAUCCUCGUCUUCAUGCUGGUCAUGGUCAUCGGAAACCUGGUGCUGCUCAACCUCUUCCUGGCUCUGCUCCUCAGCAGCUUCAGCUCUGACAACCUGUCAGCCCCGGACGACGACGGCGAGAUGAACAACCUGCACAUCGCCAUCCACAGGAUCACCAGAGGCCUGGGCUGGUGCCGCAGACAGGUGGUGGAUUUCUUCAACGGCAACCUGAAGCGGCGCCGUCAGAAGCGGAAAGAGGCCAAAGCCAUGUUGAAGCUGAAGCGGCUGAGCACCAUCCACACGGAGGCCAACGGGGCCGUGAUAGGCCGUCACGUGGAGAAGUACGUGGCUCCAGAGGACGACAGCUACAUGACAAACCCAAACCUGACCAUCAGCGUCCCCAUCGCCCCCGGAGAGUCCGACGUGGAGGAGGAAGAGGAGGAGGAGGAGGAAGAGGGGGAGGAGGAGGAGGAGGAGGGAGAGGAGGAGCAGACCGAGGAAGAGGAGCAGAAGGACAUCGUCAGCCUGUCAGAGGGCAGCACCGUGGACCUGAGGAAGCCCGGCGAGGAAGAGGACGAGUACUCAGAGAUGGCUGAAGAGGCCAUGGAUCCUGACAACUGCUUCCCAGACAUGUGCGUCGCCAGGUUCCAGUGCUGCGACAUCGACACCUCGGCAGGACUGGGUCAGCUGUGGUGGAAGCUGAGGAAGACCUCGUACCAGAUCGUGGAGCACAGCUGGUUCGAGUCCUUCAUCAUCUUCAUGAUCCUGCUCAGCUCCGGAGCUCUGGCCUUUGAGGACAUCUACAUCGAGCAGAGGAGGGUGAUCAAGGUGGUGCUGGAGUUCGCAGACAAGAUCUUCACCUACAUCUUUAUCCUGGAGAUGAUGCUCAAGUGGCUGGCGUACGGCUUCAAGAAGUACUUCACCAACUACUGGUGCUGGCUCGACUUCCUCAUCGUAGAUGUCUCAUUGGUCAGUUUGGUGGCCAACACUUUGGGCUAUUCAGACUUAGCAGCCAUCAAAUCCCUGCGGACGCUUCGGGCCCUGCGGCCCCUCAGAGCCCUCUCCAGAUUUGAAGGCAUGAGGGUGGUGGUCAACGCUCUGAUCGGGGCCAUCCCCUCCAUCAUGAACGUGCUGCUGGUCUGCCUCAUCUUCUGGCUCAUCUUCAGCAUCAUGGGCGUCAACCUGUUCGCCGGGAAGUUCGGCCGCUGCGUCAACCGCACCGGCUACGUGUACGAGGCCUCCUUCAUCAACAACAAGUCCGAUUGCCUGGCGCUCAACGACACCUCACUCUACUACUGGACCAAGGUCAAGGUGAACUUCGACAACGUGGGAGCAGGAUACCUGGCUCUGCUGCAAGUGGCCACGUUCAAAGGCUGGAUGGACAUCAUGUACGCCGCCGUGGACUCCAGAGCUAUGGAGGAGCAGCCGAUCAAGGAGGUCAACCUGUACAUGUACCUGUACUUCGUCAUCUUCAUCAUCUUCGGCUCCUUCUUCACCCUCAACCUGUUCAUCGGCGUCAUCAUCGACAACUUCAACCAGCAGAAACGAAAGUUAGGAGGACAGGACAUCUUCAUGACAGAGGAGCAGAAAAAGUACUACAACGCCAUGAAGAAGCUGGGCUCCAAGAAGCCCCAGAAACCCAUCCCUCGACCUCUGAACCCCCUCCAAGGCUUCUUCUUCGACCUGGUUGGGAAGCAGGCGUUCGACAUCAUCAUCAUGGUGCUGAUCCUCUUCAACAUGAUCACCAUGAUGGUGGAGACGGACGAGCAGUUGGCCCACAUGGAGUACAUCCUGAACAACAUCAACCUGGGCUUCAUCGUGGUCUUCACCGCCGAGUGCCUAAUCAAGAUCAUGGCGCUGCGCUGCUACUUCUUCACCGUCGGAUGGAACAUCUUUGACUUCGUCGUCGUCAUCCUCUCCAUCGUGGGCAUUGUGCUCGCCGACAUCAUUGAGAAGUACUUUGUGUCGCCGACCCUGUUCCGGGUGAUCCGACUGGCCCGCAUUGGACGCAUUCUGCGUCUAAUCAGAGGCGCCAAGGGCAUCCGCACGCUGCUGUUCGCCCUCAUGAUGUCGCUCCCCGCUCUCUUCAACAUCGGCCUUCUGCUCUUCCUGGUCAUGUUCAUAUACGCCAUCUUCGGCAUGGCCAACUUCGCCUACGUGAAGCGGCAGGCGGGCAUCGACGACAUGUUCAACUUCGAGACCUUCGGGAACAGCAUGAUCUGCUUGUUCCAGAUCACCACGUCUGCCGGCUGGGACGGCCUCCUCAGCCCCAUCCUCAACAACUCCCCCGAGGAGUGCAACCCCAACAUCCCCCACACCGGCACCACGGUGAGGGGCAACUGCGGGAACCCGUCGGUGGGCAUCACCUUCUUCGUCACCUACAUCAUCAUCUCCUUCCUCAUCGUGGUCAACAUGUACAUCGCUAUCAUCCUGGAGAACUUCAGCGUGGCCACGGAGGAGAGCACUGAGCCGCUGAGCGAGGACGACUUCGAAAUGUUCUACGAGGUCUGGGAGAAGUUCGACCCCGAGGCCACGCAGUUCAUCGAGUACGCCAAGCUGUCGGACUUUGCCGACUCGCUGUCGGAGCCGCUGCGCAUCGCUAAGCCCAACAAGAUCAAACUGAUCUCCAUGGACCUGCCCAUGGUCAGCGGCGACAAGAUCCACUGCCUGGACAUCCUCUUCGCCUUCACGAAGCGCGUCCUGGGAGAGUCGGGGGAGAUGGACGCGCUCAAGCAGCAGAUGGAGGAGAAGUUCAUGACGGCGAAUCCGUCCAAGAUCUCCUACGAACCCAUCACCACCACUCUGAGGCGCAAACAGGAGGAGGUCUCAGCCACGGUGAUCCAGAGGUGCUACCGCCGGCACCUGGUCCGGCGGCAGAUGAAGGCCGCCUCCUACCUGUACCGUCAGAUCACUACGCCGCGCCGCGCCAGGGACGGCGGCGAGGACACCGGCGAUGCCAUAUUUGGGGAGGACGCUCCUGAGAAGGAAGGGCUGAUCGCCGCCAUGAUGAGGGAGAACUACGGCUCCAGUUUGCUGGGGGUGGAGCGCUCUGCCACCGUUUCCUCCACCUCGUCCCCUCCGUCGUACGACAGCGUGACCCGGGCCACGUCGGACACCUUCCAUCCCAUCACGGUCACCGUGGAGACGGUCGUCGUCGACUCUGCCGUGGAGACGGUCGUCGUCGACUCUGCCGGCGGCGCAGGUGAGCAGUCGCCGCCUGUGGAUGACGGCGACACAAGGCGGGACGAGGUGCCGUAGUGGAGCCAGGCAGCAAAAAAUGUAGACGUGAGGAGAUGCUCAUGGUUACGUCUGUUCACUGAAUGUACCACAGCUGAGGGACACGGAGGAGGACACGCUGUGUCCUGUUCCCGUGGAGUCCUGGACUCUUGGAAGCCCCGUCUGUCGACUCUGCCUUCGUUAGAGUCUAAGGAGAAUCGGUUUGGCCUGUUGGCUAGAGUCUGAAACACUCAUGACCUUUGACCUUAGACAUACGAGGUCAGAGCUCAUAAACACUAUAUCACAGAUGUAUUCAUCAUUUAUAGGCCUUCCCACAGUUGGACACCUGGGUGUCCACAACAGAAGCAGUGACGACUUUCUGACUGGCUGAGACUCGAGAGAGAAGGAAAAACACUGACGCGAUUUUAAGAAACGUUUUCGUAGUAAAAGUAUAACUUUGUCGAUGUUACCAGUCUUUUAAUAGCGAUCAAUUAUUACUGUUUUUUACAUUUUUUUAGAGCAAGUUGAAGGCAAAAAAUGAGCAGCCGCUCUCUUCUGAUUGGCUCCAGCUGUGAAAAGUGGCUGAACUGACACGUUGACGCAGGCGAAAGAGAAAACCUCACAAACAUGAAUUUCCUUUUGCACUUUUGAGUUUACACAUGCUGUCACUUUACUGCACCGGGCAAAGCCACACUGAGGAAGGGCCUGGGAUGGAUUUUCUAUUUUUGCUUCUGAACCUUUGAGAUAACACCAAAAACUGAAACAAGUGCACAACGAGAUUUUCUACUUGGUCCUAGACUCUUCCAGCCUGUGUUUUGCCUGGUGAUGUACUUCCCAUGUCCCAGUUGAACAGAAGGUUCCUCACUGGUCGGUGACCUGCAUGAAUCAAUUUAUCAGCUAAAUGGUCCAAAUAAUCCUCUAGCCGUUCCUAAUCAAUCCAUAUUCAUCAACUCAUAUCAUGACCGUCUGUGUAUUUAAUUCAGUGGUCGAGGUAAACGAAAGGAGCCAAAUGGCGUUUUCACAUUUCACCUCCUGAACCAGCGGAUUCAGCUUUUUCACAUCACCCGCUGUGAUGAAUGACCCACGUGGUGGGAGGUCGAGAGCUGCACACGAACUCGGUGCCGCGGCCCCUCAGGUCGCCGUGCCGUCGACUAGACCAGAACCCGACAAUCAGCACAUCAUCAUCAUCAUUGUGUGUCUGCCUGGGCGUGAGUCAGUGUCCUGGACAAGCCCGACCCGUUGGUGCAGAACCGGCUGAAUGUGGGUCCUGGCUCCUGACGGAGCAGUUGACCCAAAAGCCACAUGGCCGUGGGACCAGGAUCCACUUGUGUUUCCUCAAAGGUUCAAUUCAAAUGAAGCAGAUGAUUCAUCAUGUGAGUCAAUGAGACGAUCAGAGUAUUUGGGUUCUGGUAAAAGCACAAUAGUUGAUUCAUUGAUGGUCCAGAGAACGAGUCAAAAUCGGCUGAAGAUCCAAACGUAUAAACUCAUACUGGAGUCAGUGAACGGUGCUGCAGCCGACCAAGUUUUUCCACGACACUGAUGAGAUGAAUCUUUUCCACUUCCUGCUUCCAGAGUUUAUUUGAACAUGUGGGAAAACAAAUCGGUCAGUUCUGAUGGGCUGAUCAAGGGGUUUUACAUAUGAACGAUCUUCUAUGUUUCUGUUGCAGGGAAGUUGGAAGGACAUGUUCUGUCAUAUUUGAAUGGUUUACAUUUGUUUGAGUAAGUGGUUCCAGAACAGAAGAAACAAAGCCGUUUAAUUUAUUCACCUAUUUAUUUAUUUAUUGGUUGCUCUAAUAACCUGCGUCCUGGAGGAGACGACGGCUCUUUAUCUAUUUUGCACAGAGAAACAAAAACCAAACCGCGUCUAGCAAUAACGGUUUGCCGACACCUUUUCGUAGUUCGUAGGUAGCUGGACUUCACACAAGCUUCUCGUCUGUGUCGUCCUGCCUCAGUUCCUAGGGAGAACUCAGCAUGUGGUGAAGCUCGUCUUAUUAGGAUGCUUGGAACAAGCUCUCUCUCUCUCUGUCUCUCUCGCUCGCCCUGGGGAUCCUUACUAAGCGCUUUCCUGGCACUGUCUGGACUCUAUUUCUACUCGAUCCCACGGAGAAGAGACGACCACUUUAGGUAAAGACACUGCUGAACUGUGCAGUUGAGCUGAAGGGCUGUUUUCAGUAGCAAUAGAGCCAGAGCGUGCCUGCUACACAUGAACCCAACUCUCCAAGCCAUGUUCUGACCAAGCGCCUGACUGAUGGACGGACUGACCUGGUUCUGGUCCACCCCUCCCCUCACUGCCACCGCUCAAUAAGCACAGAGAGCUGAUGGGUUGGUGACUCUGACUCACCAUGAUGUGCAGGGGAAUAAAUGGUUGAAAGGUGAAAACGACCAUAAACACAUGGUUUCUAAAUGCUGCUUUUAAGUGAAAGAUCAGGUUUCACUUAAAGACACAUGCUUCUUUUCAGUCAUUGAUCAUGGAAACACACCAAAGCACAGAUGCUCCCACUGUUCAUGCAGACGAGUCCUUCUCCCGUGUGGUUCCCAGGAGCGUUCACCUGAAGGCACCAUUGAGCCCGGGUUGGUCUAUCUGGACCCGGCUCUGGUUCCCCUGAGCACCAACCAGUCAAACGUGUGCUGUCCAGACCAGCCUCAGGUCUCUGUGCUUGACGUGCGGUGGGUCACGUGGGCACCGUGGCUCCUCCCUGGACCCUGAGCUCUGGGUCGGUCCGUGGGCAGAACCUCUGCUCCUUCCUGCCUUUUCUCCCCACUUUAAAAACCAAAAGCUGCUUCGUAAUCAACCAUGACGGAGGAAACGGUUUCAUGUUCUUACUGUGUGAUGAAUGCAAUACAACGGCGACGUGAAUGGGCAGCGAGCGCCGCCGCUGCCUCUGGGUGGUUGGAUUUGGUUUGUCCAGGCAUCCUCUCACUGCUUGAACCACCAUCGCCCCGUUUACACCGCCGCUGGUUUCACACUGGUUUGCACAGGUUGUGUCAGAUCUCCAGCUUCAUAUCAGUUGGCAGAAAACUCAUAUCGUAAGAAAGUUGCCUUUUGCAGGACGGGUUGAGUCGUUCCUCCUGGCGCUGCUGAUGAAGACACUGACAGUCACCAAAUCAUCCAGUUAACUUUAAGAAGGUGCACAAACAUUAGAAGGUCAACAUUUUGUGACGUCUUAGAUUUUACAGAAUAAAACAGCACAGCAACUGAUUCAAAUCAUGUAAGUGUAAAGAGCAGGAUUCCUCUGACUCCGUGUGCAGCAGGUGAAACCUCGGUGUAAAGGAGGCGACAGCUGUGCCUCAGUGCCCCGCCCUGGUGUGUUAGAGACAUUCUACAGUACGACUAUUAUAAUAUGAAUAUAUAUAAAUAUAUACUUUUUAGUACUUUGAGUUCAUAUACUUUUUAGUAUUUUGCAAAUACAUGUCUCUGUAUAUAAAACAAAAGCCUCCUGUAAUAAAUGAGGAAUAAAUUUAUUACUGACUCCGUUGUGAUGGUUUUAUUUGUGGCGUCAUCAGAUCAGCUGAUGACUGAAAUAAUUAGGACGACAGAUCAUUGAUUGGCUUUAGAAUCGGAGCAUAGUUGUUCCACCUCUACUCUACUCUGACUGUCCUCUGUGAACUGUCUUGUUGCCCUUAAGCAAGGCACUGAACUGAGAGACAGACAGAGUGCGUGUGACUUGUUUACUUGGUUACGUAACACAUGCUCAGAGGGAGCCAGUGUUUCUCAGCAUAUGUGAGACGAAGCCUCUCCAUCUGCUCGCAUUAUGACAACCAGGGUUCUGAUGGUCCGGUCUUGUCUGGCCCACAGAACCCAGCUGCAGUGGCUUGUCACAAAAUGUAUCAAAGUGACAAACUGGUUGCUGGUUAAAAUGCAGCUGGGUCACAGGCACACAUUACACCAGUCCCUGUGGGUGUUUCCUCCAGUGGGCCUCACUGAGCCCAACAGAACCAGCAGCCAGAUGGGCCUCGGUGUGAGACUGCUGUGUGUGUGUGUAAACAAGCCUGUUCAGAGCUGCAGCCACAGUAACUCAGUCACGUUACACAUUCAAUCCAGGUAAACAAUCACUUACUGUCACUGAUCAAUAAAAACAUUGAGGUCUGAUUCAUCUGUUGAUGAGCUUCAGCUGCUUCUUAAUCAUGAGACAGAACAUUUUCACCUGAUCCUCCCAAACUACUGAUUUACAGCGUAUGCUUCUGUUUGCAGCCAGUAUCAAGUAUGUGGUGAACGAGCUUCACAGGCUCUGGAAGCUCGUCUCCUGGCUUCUCUCUGCUUCUUGGGAUGAGAGUGUGACACUGGUCAAACCUAAACUCUAUAUGCAGCACAUGUUCUCCGCUGUGAAGUCUUUAUUCCACAGACGCUCUGUCUCCAUCUUCUGGGACUCUGUGGUGCGCGUUCCCCGUCACCAUGGCAGCUAGGUGCUGAUGAGAUCCCGUGACAAUAGAUGAGAAAGAGAAGCACUUCUCCGACCUCAGCCUCCAGAGACCAACACUCACAAACAAAGUCCAAGUGUUAACGAACGGAUGCUUAGAGUCGUGUCCAUCGUUCCUGACAGUUGAGGUUUGCUGACUUGUGUUUACGAUGCUGUUUGCUUGGAUUCGUGGUCAUUACGGUCGGAUGCUGACACAGAGACCAGGGCACAUGUGUGCAGCUGUGGAGCUAAAUGCAGGAGAAACUACAGGAAAUAUGGAAGCAAUCACUCAUUGGCUGAGAGAGAGUUAAGCAGGAGGGCUGUUAGUUGCAGAGUCAGCUGCUCAGCGUGUCACUGGGCUCCACUUAUCUGCACACGCACAGAUUAUAUAACAAAGAUUGGUUAUUACUGUUGAUUUUGGUAGAUGAUGAGUUCAAAGCUGACACACCAGGAGUCAGCACAGUGUCGCUGCAACAGCACGUGAACACGCACUGCUUCACUUACAAACUCAGAUGUGGAUGGAGAUGUUAUUGAAGUCAUUUAUCUCUGUCUCUGUGUUCAUCUUCAUGUUCAUUUUUAUAAACCCACACUCAAGACAUUUAAACAAUUUAACAAUAUUGACCUUUGUAUUGAUUUGUGUGAAUUGAAUCAAUAAAUAUAUUGUGUUUUGAUCUA